Messenger RNA from Misgurnus anguillicaudatus (oriental weatherfish), 3421 nucleotides. It is a transcript of the gene tbxas1, whose product is annotated as thromboxane A synthase 1 (platelet). Gene Ontology annotation, molecular function: steroid hydroxylase activity; oxidoreductase activity, acting on paired donors, with incorporation or reduction of molecular oxygen; heme binding. The record is from RefSeq and is a predicted model, not a curated record. Lineage: Eukaryota; Metazoa; Chordata; Actinopteri; Cypriniformes; Cobitidae.
CUACAUUUCCCAGCAACAUCCCGGUGACUGUCGUCGCAAGAAGUGCUACUUGCGAACAAGGGGAAGCCACUGGUUGAAAGUGACAGAUCUCAUUAUGGAGCUGUUGGGGAACCUUCUGAAAUGGUUUGGAGUCGAGACGAGUGGAUUCUCCGUGACCGUGUGCCUGUUUCUGCUGUUUCUCAGUCUUCUUUACUGGUACUCCAUCUAUCCGUAUUCUACCCUGGAACGCUGUGGCAUCAAACACCCAAAGCCGUGGCCAUUCUUUGGGAAUCUCAUGCUGUUUCGAAAUGGUUUCUUCGGGACACAUACAGACCUUAUUAACAAGUAUGGACGAGUCUGCGGUUAUUAUUUAGGCCGUCGGCCUAUAGUGAUCGUGGCAGACCCGGAUAUGCUCAGACACGUGAUGGUGAAGGAAUUCAAUAAGUUUCCCAACAGGAUGACAAUGAGGGGCGGGACUAAACCAAUGACUGAGAGUCUGAUCGCGCUGAAAGAUGACCGUUGGAAACGGGUUCGCAGCAUUCUGACCCCAUCCUUCAGCGCUGCCAAGAUGAAAGAGAUGGUUCCCCUCAUCAAGACAGCAACAGACACAUUAUUGAACAAUCUGAAAACCCAUGCUGAGUCUGGUGAAAGCUUUGACAUCCACAGGUGUUUCGGCUGUUUCACAAUGGAUGUAAUUGCCAGCGUGGCAUUCGGUACGCAGGUGGACUCUCAGAACAAUCCUGAUGAUCCUUUCGUGCACCAAGCCUCCAAAUUCUUCUCCUUCACCUUCUUCCGGCCCCUCGUGAUCUUUUUCGUCGCAUUUCCAUUUCUUCUUAAUCCUCUUGCUGGCCUCCUCCCCAACAAAUCGAGAGACAGCAUGAACAGUUUCUUUAUCAGCUGUAUCCAGAAGAUCAUUAAACAGAGAGAUGAUCUGCCAGCAGAACAGCGACGGAAGGAUUUCCUACAGCUGAUGCUGGACGCCCGGAGCAGCAGCGAGUUUUUGUCUGUGGAGCAUUUCGAUGUGGUCAAUCAUGCUGAUGAACAGGCCUGCCCAGAGCAGGAGACGGCCAGCGGGCAGGAAAACAGUCAAAGCUCCGGCCACGAAUCCGCAAAGCGUGUCCAGCAGAAGAGAAUGAUGACGGAGGAUGAGAUUGUGGGGCAGGCAUUUAUCUUCCUUUUGGCCGGCUACGAGACGAGCAGCAACACGCUAGGAUUCGUGUGCUACCUGUUAGCGAUUCACGGAGACUGCCAGGACAGAGUCCAACAAGAGGUGGACGAAUUCUUCACCAGACACGAAACAGCUGACUACACAAACAUCCAAGAGCUGAAGUAUGUAGACAUGGUCAUAUGUGAAGCACUCCGACUCUACCCACCUGCGUUCAGAUACGCCCGCGAAAUCGAGCAAGACUGUGUGAUAAAUGGUCAGUUGUUACCUAAAGGAGGAUCCUUGGAAAUCCCUGCAGGUUUCCUUCACUACGAUCCAGAGCAUUGGCCUGAACCAGAGAAAUUCAUACCGGAGAGAUUUACUCCCGAAGCCAAGGCCAGCCGGCACCCGUUUGUAUAUCUGCCAUUUGGAGCAGGGCCACGCAGCUGUGUGGGCAUGAGACUUGCCCAGCUUGAGAUUAAAAUGGCUCUGGUUCACAUAUUUAGGAGAUUCAACAUAGUCUCUUGUGAGGACACCAAGGUUCCUCUGGAGUUAAAGUCGACCACAACCCUGGGACCCAAGAAUGGGAUUUUUGUCAAAAUCACCAAAAGAGAGCAUUAUGAGGAUGAGUCAUAAUAGUUUCAAUUGCCAUAUGUGACCCUGUCUGUAAAAUCCAAGAUAAUCUGAUUAUGAGAUUAGGAGCAUUAAAGUUUGAUUUUAAAGAUUGGUUUCACUAUGAUUUCAAUCUAUGACAUGACGUUACUCAGUCAAUAUUAAGAUAUUAUAUUUUACACUAUGUAGGAUGAUUUUACGUAGAAGACAGUAAAUCACAAAAAAACGACUUUAGCCAUUUUUCACAGGCAGGGUCACAAAUUUCAGUUUUCAUCAAAGGUUUAGUUUAGAAAUUGAUCAAUGAACUAAUGUUAUGUUAAAUACUGUAAAUAUUUAUAUACAGUGAACCAUAUUUACAGUAACAUUAUAGCCUUCUUUAGUUUGAUUCAUAUUUUAUUCAGUAGCAAAGAACCAUAACCAUAGAUGACCAGACCUCUUUUUAGUCCAUAUAAUGGACAUACUUGUUACUGAAGAUAAUGAUCAUGUGCCUCAAUUAUGGUUAAAUUCCAAUUAACAGUAUGUUGUUCAAUAAAAAACACAUUUUUUUUAAGAGGGAACAAAAGGGUGAACACAUAUUAAGUUUUAAAUUUGCAUUUAUUUAUACAUAGAAAUUUAAAGAAAGGGUUUAAAUUUUGGAUAAUGCUGCUCACUGCAAAAAUGACUUUCUUAUAUUUGUCUUGUUUUCAGUAAAAAUAUCUAAAACAUUCUUAAAUUAAGAUGUAUUUUCUUGAUAAGCAAAAUGACCUAGGAACAUUUUUAGACAAAAAAUAUAAACUAAGUAAAUUAGUGCUUAAAACAAGCAAAAAAAAAAAUCUGCCAAUGAAAUAAGAAUAAGUAGUUUACUUUUUUUUUUUAUAAACACUUAAUUCAAGAAAAUGUUCUUAUUCCAUUGGCAGAUUUUUUUGCUUGUUUUGCUUAAAUUUUUAUUUUUUGUCUAAUAACUAGACUUAUUUUCUUAGGUCAGUUUGCUCAUCAAGAAAAUACAUCUUAAGAAUUUUUAGAUAUUUUUACUGAAAACAAGACAAAAAUACAAAGUAAGAAAGUCAUUUUUUGCAGUGCUAUAUUAUGUACACUUCUUAGUAUUAUAAAUAUAUUGUAUUUUAGUAUUCUUAGUAUUUUUUCUUGUUUUCAGUAAAAAACAUCUAAAAAUUCUAGUUCAAAUUUAAGUGAUUUUGUGCAUAAAACAAGCAAAAAAUCUACCAAUGGGGUAAGUAAAAAAAUCUUGAACAUUUUUCUUAAACACUUAAUAAAAUAAAAAAAAUCAAGAAAAAUUUGCUUACCCCAUUGGCAGAUUUUUUUGCUUGUUUUAUGCACAAAAUCGCUUAAAUUUGAUAUUUUUGGUCUAAAAACUAAACUUAUUUUCUUGGGUCAUUUUGCUCAUCAAGAAAACGCAUCUUAAUUUAAGAAUUUUUAGAUAUUUUUACUGAAAACAAGACAAAAAUACUAAGAAAAUUUUUUCUUAAAAUUAUUUUUUGCAGUGUACUUUAUUUAACUGCAUUGCAGUUGAUGGAUUUUUUUGUUUUUAAGGUUUUUAGAUAAACUGAAUGCUGCUCUGUUCUGCAUUAUUAAAUGUAAAUGUGAUUAUUAGCUCAAUAUAUGGGCAUUAUAAAGGAAAGAUACAUUUAAGAUGACAUACUCAAAAACUGAAUACAAAAGACGAAAUAAACAAAUAGUUUAUUAAGUGUA